GGCUCGAAGGUGCUCAGAUGGGUUGGGAGAGGGGGUUUUUGGGGCGGGUGUAUAGGUCGGGUUUCUGGAUGGGUUAGGAUUUUGUUUCUAUUUGUUGGGUUUAACCGCCCAUAAAGACACCGACUAAUUAAACUACACUUAGGGUUUUAGUUUAUAGCUGCAUUGAAGAAGGAAACGAAAUUUGAGAGAGAUUAGUUAGGGUUUUUAGUAUUUUGCUGAUCCAAAAGGGACUCGUUUUUCGGUUCAUGGACCGCUUGCGUCCCCGCAACCGACCCCUCUUUUCUGGAUUUACAAAUUCCGAGAUUGAGAAAUUGGAGAGAUUGGUAAGGGAGGCAAGAGAAAAAUCGUUGGAUAAGGAGUUUUGCCAUAAGCUUGCUAUAGCCUUCAACCGCUCUGCUGGCCGUGCCGGGAAACCUGCAGUUAGAUGGACUGAGAUACAAAGUUGGUUUGAGGAUAGGCUCCAAGACUUACCAGAUGACCCUAAUAAUGAAUUGAUGAUUCCCAAAGACCCUGAAUGUAAUAAGGAAGGAGAAAUUGUUAGAGACUUAUCAGAAUUGGAAUUCGAAGCAAAGUCAUCCAAAGAUGGAGCGUGGUACGAUGUUGAGACGUUUCUAGCUCACAGAUUUAACAGUAAUGGGGAAGCUGAAGUGCUUGUCAGAUUUAUUGGGUUCGGGGGUGAUGAAGAUGAAUGGGUCACUAUGAAAAAUUCAGUUAGGAAACGAUCUAUUCCCUUGGAAAACACAGAAUGUUGCAACCUGAAUGUUGGAGACCAUGUGCUGUGCUUCCAGGAGAGGAAAGAUCAAGCAAUUUACUAUGAUGCUCACAUUCUAGAGAUCCAAAGGAGAAUACAUGAUAUAAGAGGAUGCAGGUGUCAGAUUUUGGUUCGGUAUGAUCAUGACAACAGUGAGGAAUCUGUUCGGUUAAGAAGACUUUGCAGAAGACCAAGAUCUUAGGUGUAUCAAAUACCAAUUCACUUUUGACAACUAAUAUCUUAUUAAGGGUCAGUUUGGAUUGGCUUCCGAAAAAAGUACUUAUUUUUUUCAUAUUUUUUAAAAAGAUAUUUUUUAAUUGAUAAAAACGAUUUUACAUUUGAAUAGGCUUUUUUAAAAAAUAUUUGAAAUAUUAAAAAUGUCUUUUGCUUUUGUUUUUUGUUUUAACUCAAAAAAGCCAAUCCAAACCAAUACUAAGUUGGUUGGAAACUGUUUACAUUCUGUCACUGUUGAGUUGAGCUUGUAGAUGUGAGUGGAAGUGAACGAGCUGGACUGUUUCUUCUUGAACUCAUCCCAAUUAAACUAAUAUAAGAACAUUCAAUAUAUGUAAAAAUAUUGUAGUCAUUUUUUGGUUUGUCUUAAA
Molecule: messenger RNA, 1353 nt
Organism: Arachis duranensis
Lineage: Eukaryota; Viridiplantae; Streptophyta; Magnoliopsida; Fabales; Fabaceae
Product: protein SAWADEE HOMEODOMAIN HOMOLOG 1
Exons: 9
Coding region: 246-953 (235 amino acids)
Molecular function (GO): chromatin binding
Source: RefSeq, a predicted model, not a curated record